Messenger RNA from Patella vulgata (common limpet), 3920 nucleotides. RefSeq names its product kelch-like protein 40a. The coding region runs from base 285 to 1901 and encodes 538 amino acids. The record is from RefSeq and is a predicted model, not a curated record. The transcript has 3 exons. NCBI's taxonomy places the organism in Eukaryota, Metazoa, Mollusca, Gastropoda, Patellidae. Gene Ontology annotation, molecular function: protein binding.
CGGUAAUUGUAAAUGAUUUCCGGUGGUUAGUCUACCCGGUGCCAACUUCAAGACUAGGGUUCAAGUGAACUUCACAGAAAGAAGCCAAAUCCUAGAAUGGACACUGAUGUGGUAAAAAUAUCAUUACAACGAAGGCACCCUCAUGGUACAAUUGAUGAUUAGAACCACAAACACUUAAAACAACCAACUGCUAUCAAAGAAUUGCUUGAGUUUGGUGACACAAAUCAUUGAUGAUUGGCCUGUAUUGUAACUUGCUAUAAGAUUUUUAAUUACAAUUUUGCAAGAUGGAAUCCAAUACAUCCAGUAUAAUUUCCACAACAUUGACUCCAACCAGCGAUAUUUGUUCAUGUGUAGAUGAGGAUCGUUUUAUCGAUACAGAGCGUGCAGCUAAUCUACUGACAGGCUUCUCAAAACUUUAUCAAAAUAAAGAAUUUGUUGACGUUAUUUUGGUCGUCGGUAGCAGUGAGUAUCCAUGUCAUAAAAAUGUUUUGGCUGGAUCAAGUCCUUAUUUCAUGGCCAUGUUUUCUAACAACAUGGCCGAACGUCAUCAGGAGAAGGUAACUCUUAAUGAUAUGGAUGCUCAAACCCUGUCUUUAGUAUUAGACUAUAUUUAUACAGGUCAAGUCAUGUUGACAGAGGAGACUGUUCAAAACUUACUGUCUGCCUCCAAUCUCUUUCAGUUAAUCUCAUUACGCGAUGGUUGUGCUCAGUUUAUGAUGAAUCAUGUCACUGUUAGCAACUGUAUUGGUAUUUAUUUUUUUGCCAAGGCCCAUCAGUGUGAAAUUCUUGCUUCAAAAGGUAAAGAAAUGAUAAACAAUCAGUUCUCAACGUUAUGUCAUCAACAAGAAUUUUUACUUCUUCCUGCUGAUAAAUUAGUUGAAAUAAUCAAAGACAGUGAUAUAUGCGUGGAUCGAGAGGAAGUUGUGUUUGAGGCUUGUAUGGAGUGGUUAAAUCAUGACACAGGAUCAAGAUCAAAAUUCCUUGUAGAUAUUAUCAAUUGUGUUCGAUUUGCAAAUAUCAGUUCUUACUAUUUCUGUGACAAAAUUGUCAAAAAUAAAUGUUUAAAUGACAACGAAGAAAUACGCAAAAAAUUGGAUAUGAUUCGUUAUUAUCAUAUGUUACGAAAUAGACAGCAAGAAAUGGAUUUAAACUUGAUGCCGAGAAAAGGAAUGCCUUACGAACGAGGGGUAAUGAUUCUAGCCAAUCCAUACACAGAAGAUGCUUUAAAGAAAUAUAACACAAUGGAAUUAUUACUGCCUAAGUCAGGGGAAGUAAUCACGAUUUGUCGUCUGCCACAAAGCCUAUAUACACCAGAUGGUGAAAUUAAAAAGGAAAAACCCAAAGAUUACAUAGGAAGUUUUGCUGAUGCUGUUGGCAUUACUUUAAUAAAUUUAGAAAGUUGUGAGUUUCCUGCAGUUCCUGAUCUAACUAAUGGUGUGGUUUUAGACCUGUAUAGAGAGGUUUGUGAGAAGGAAAGGAUAAAAAAGUCAUACAACUUACAACUUUGGACAGGUUGGAUAAAAAAGUUAGCCAACAUACCCAACAAUGUACACCCAAGUGAAAUUCAGAAGUUUAUUGAAGAUCUGCACAGUAAGCGAGAUAAUUUGAGACGUAGACGAAAAGUUGCAGCAAGGAUCAACUUAGAUAACUCUAAAUUUUGUUUCUCUUCAUUAAAUUUGGUAACUGAAGAUAUUAAUGGUACUGGUGCAGAGGAAAAUACUUUUUCUAUAGUCAAUAACUUAGAUAGUGAAAUUAUAAAAAAGAAGAAAUACAUAUCAAGACUUAAUAACAAAUCUGUCUAUUUCAUGUUCUUAAACAUGCAUUGUGCAAGAGCUAAAUCUGCCUAUUGCAGGUCUUUCUUUAGGCCUGAAAUGUUUUCUAAAGUAUUAAUUAGACAUUGAUUAACUGAUCCAGGCCUUAAUCAACUCUCAGAUUUCUCCGAUAUUAAAUAGAUUAGAAUGGUUCGUCAAUACUUAGAUUUAAUCAAAUAUGGAGGACCGAGACUAAGCUUCGAUCAACCAGUAUGAUGGUUGAAAUAAUUGCACACGUCUGUCAAACCUUCAAAGGCUAAUAUCUUCGCUUGCAAUUGAGUAAUUUGAAUGAAAUUUUCAAAUUAUUCAUUUUACAUCAUCUACUUUCGAACUAUUAUAGCAAGAAUGGCUAGUUCUUUAUCUAAAUCUUACAUAAUGUAUCUUUAAUGAAGGUGUUAUCAAUUAAGCUGAUCUUCUGUUAUCUGUAAUGUUACAUCAUGUCCAACCCCCAUGGGCAGAAUCACGCCCAUUUUCUUUUUGUGUGUCUGUUUGUUGCCUACAGGUGACAAUUCUUAAAGAUGGGUUCCCGCAUACAAACUGGGUGAUUUAAUGGUAUAUAUGGACCAAAAACAUAUUCAAACUAAUUAAUUUGUCAUAAUUUUGCUUCAAAUCCUUCUCAAACAUUGUAAUUGCAAAGGAAUGCCCUGCUAUUAAAAUUCGAUCAAACCAGGGCAUGUUUACGUCAUGUCUUGGGAGUCAGAGGAGAAUUCAUUGCAUACAUAAGACGAUGUUGUCUUUAAUCGCUUACUAUUUAUUACAAAUAUCGAAUCCUAAUUAAAUUCUCGGAUUAUACACUACCCGCAUCUUUUUCCGUCAUUUUUAUCUCAGAAAGUAUUGUACGUCUAACUCUUCAUGAAGUUUAUCAACUUGUACAUCAAGCGCUCAAUGUUCGCUUGUGACCUUUGACAUCACGCGUGCAGAAGUUCCUAAUCGUCGGGCUGUUGAUUAAGGGAACCCUUACAUUUUUGUCCUGUAUACGCUCCAUGAGUGUUUUUCGGGGAAUCCAGUAUUUUUCUAGUAAGAUUGGAUAUCUGUACUUUCCAUAUAUACCAAAAUUGCCGUACUUUUAUUGGAAAUAACCACCCGAUAAAUACUUUUCUGGGAACCCAUCUUUAAUCAAUCGUCUUGAAAAAUGUUCAUAUUUAUUCCUUAUACCCUAAGGAUGAUGCCUAUUUUUUUUGGUGCAUGCCUGACAACCAGUGGCAGAGCCACGCCCAUUACUUAACAUAUCAUCUUGAAACUUUGCAUACUUAUUUCUUUUAUCCUUAGGAACAUCCCUAUUAAUUUUGGUGCUUGCCCGACCCCCUGGGACAGAGCCACGCCCAAUUUUUGUGUCUUGUGUUUCGCCUACAGGCCGCAAUUCUUAACAGAUCCUUUUGAAACUUUGCCUACCUCUUCCUUAUGUAUGACCCCUAUUGUUUUUAGUGAUUGCCCGACCCAAAGGGGCAGACCCAUGCCCAAUUUUUGUGUUUAUCUUUUACAGGCCGCAAUUCAGAAUGGAUCAGCUUGGUACUUGGCAUAUGUAUUCCUUAUAGCCUAAGGGCAGCAACUAUUGGUUUUGGUCGAUGCCCAGACCCCCAGGGACAGAGCAAUGCCCAAUUUUGCCUUUAGCACCCAAAGGCCACAAUUCUGAAUGGAUUAUCUUGGAACUUGGUAUACUUAUUUCUUAUACCCUGAGGACGGCAACUACUGAUAUUGGUGCCCUUAUGGCGGUGCCACACCCACUUUUUGUUCAUACUUUGAUACUUUGUUUGUAAAUGUCGAAUCCCUGGUUGUACGUGACAAGGAGUAGGGUCGCCUUUCCAACCUCAUGGGUUUUCUCCGGUUCCUCCGGUUUCCUCCCACUGCUAAAGACCCCUACGCGCAAGCGAAUUAUGUAAAUAAAAUUUUAAAAAACAUAUGUUAGUCCGAAAUGACCUAGUUUGUGUCGAGUGGACGUUAAACCCCAUUUCUCUCUCUAACUCUUUGUUUGUAAAUGAUAUACAUGUUGCAAUUAUUAACAGAUUUGAAUCCAAUUCAGAAUGAUCCAGCAUGGGAUUGUACCCAUUUUGAAAUGAACCAGCCAGAAUUGGGUCAAAUGAGGUCCUGGUAGGAACUGGGUUUUAAAAU